AUGACUCGCUACGGCCACAACACCGAAUUCCAGCAGCAAGCUCCCUUCCCUCAGGGCGGCGAUGAACGCCGUAAUGAGCAGGGUGGCUACCAGCAAGGCGGAUAUCAGCAAAACGACCGCCAGCAAUAUGGUCAACAGCAAGGUGGCUAUGGUGGUCCCCCACCAGGAUACCAGCAAGGCCAAGGAGAGGCACAGUCCUAUUACUCCGAGUCCCAGCAGAGCCAGCAACACCAAUACCCACCAUCUGGAUCUGGACCUGGGCAAUAUCAACAGGGUCCUCCUCACGGCUCAGGCCCUCGUGAUCAGUUCAACGACGGCGAUGGCCAAGAGGGCGAGCGUGGCUUCAUGGGAGCUGUAGCCGGUGGUGCAGCUGGUGCUUUCGGUGGUCACAAGAUUGGCGGAGCGACCGGACACAGUAAGUCAAGCACCAUCAUCGGUGCUUUGGCAGGAGCCUUCAGUGGUCAUAAGCUACAGGAUGCCGCCGAAGACUGGAAGGAUGAUAGGGACGAGAAGAAGGAGGAAGAAAAGAAGAGGGAAGAGGAAGAGAAGAGGAGAAAGGAGGAAAAGAAGCGAAGGGAAGAGGAGGACAAGCACAGACGAGAUGACGACCGUUACAGUUCUCAUCACCGUCGUCGAAGCUCUUCCUCCCGUCGCCGAAGCCGAAGCCGCAGCUCUUCUCGUGGCUCCAACCGACGCCGCUCUGGACACUACGCCGGCAACUUCACCGCCUCGUCUCGGGAUAUCAGACUCGAUACUCAUGGUGAAUAUGUCCUGCACGCUUCCUGCAAGCGUGAGAAUGGCGACUACCAGCACACAUCCAUCUCCCUCAACAAGCUACUGGAGAACGACCGAGGAAGCUUCCGUUGGUCGGCUGGAGGCCAUCACGGUGGCUCUUCUCAGGUUACGGUCCAGCAAGGAGACACUCUCCGAGGCAUUGCUGCCCGAUUCAACACUUCAUUCGAUGAGAUUGCUCGACACAACAACAUCACCAACCCUGAUCUGAUUUACCCAGGACAGACCCUCUCGAUCCCUGGCGGUGGCAGCCAAGGUGGUGGUGGAUUUGGAAACUCGGCGCGACAUGUGCGUCUUGUUGAUGGAGGUCAGAGGCUAGAGGGUGAGCUGUCUCGCGAUGGUGAUUGGGUUCUGAGCUCCAUCAUCCUUGACGAGCGGAUCAGAAACUUCAACGGUACAUUGGAGCUGGUCUAG
Fusarium pseudograminearum CS3096 is the source of this 1206-nucleotide messenger RNA. RefSeq lists its product as uncharacterized. The coding region runs from base 1 to 1206 and encodes 401 amino acids. The record is from RefSeq and is a predicted model, not a curated record. Gene Ontology annotation, cellular component: outer membrane. The transcript has a single exon. Lineage: Eukaryota; Fungi; Ascomycota; Sordariomycetes; Hypocreales; Nectriaceae.